AUGGGUGCUACUGCUGACGAAGGCUCGCUUUCUGGACGGGUUGUUGAUGCCUACAUUUCGGCUGAACAGCCCUGGAUCGACGCUCGUGUUGCCGAAAAGCUUUGCAUGGGGCCUCCUAUUGCCUACAAGCUACACCCGGAUGCCAAGGAGAGUGACUCCCGACUGCAUGUGGUGCCAAGGACGCAUGCGUUUUACGACGGUGUCAACGACAUUUCGCUUCACUUGGCUCUGCUCUUUUGUGGGCUGCUCUUGACGAAUUUGGGAGGAGAGGAUGGACCUCCCGUUCGUGUUAGGAUCCAAGAUGCGUACGAGCGCAUCAAGGCCGAUGUUCCUGUUGGCGUCAACCCUCGAUGGAUAGGGAGGUGGCGGUGGCACGGCUGGUGUCACUACGGGAACGACCGGCCAGGAAGCACUCGUCAGUUGCCAAAUCAGUCUCGGCAGGUGACGGCUAUGCAAACGAUUAUUGCGCAGCACAACCAGCUCCAGCAGCUCAUUGCGCAGGAAGGUAGGACCCGCGACAGUUCGGCUGCUGCUUUGAGAGGUUGGUUGGAGACUGGCUUGGCGGAAAUAUUUGCAGGAUUGCUGUUCAGCCUCCAAGGAUGGCAACACCUGAUCAGGCCUGCCAAGCUAGCCAAGUACAGAACUGUUGGCUCUGCUUGGCAAGAGUGGAUGCAUGGUAUUGGUGGCAACAAGCCAGCCAAGAACUUCACUGCUGAUGAUAUCAGGGCUUGCAAGUCAACCUACUCCAGGAGGAAGCCGCUCUGGACUCUCAUGGCUACACUUGUCAAUGCUCAGAAAGCUCCAGCUUGGGUCAUCUCCAAGAUUGAGGAGCAUUACAAAGGAAGUGUUUUGAAUAUUACUGCUGCCAUCAAGCAGGACACCAUUAUGGGCAGUCUGCAUGAGGAUCUUUGUGUUGUUCGUGCUCAGUAAAGUUGACCUUAGUUUAAUCAGCAUGCUAGCCAUGCCUUAUAGUGA
Seminavis robusta is the source of this 975-nucleotide messenger RNA. Lineage: Eukaryota; Bacillariophyta; Bacillariophyceae; Naviculales; Naviculaceae. The record is from the annotation of a GenBank genome assembly.